Rotaria sordida is the source of this 366-nucleotide messenger RNA. The record is from the annotation of a GenBank genome assembly. Lineage: Eukaryota; Metazoa; Rotifera; Eurotatoria; Philodinida; Philodinidae.
AUGGGUUUGACAAUGGAUGAGAAUGGAUCUUUCUAUAUCGUUGACUAUGGAAAACAUGAAGUGAGACGAUAUGGAAGAGGAGAAUCUCAAGGAACAGUUGUUGCAGGUGGCAAUGGAAGUGGAAAUCGUCUCGAUCAACUCUAUGGUCCACGAUACGUAUUCGUCGAUCGAAAUCAUUCAGUAUAUGUAUCUGAUUUGGGAAAUGAUCUUGUGAUGAAAUGGGUGGAAGGUGCAAAACAAGGCAUUGUCGUGGCUGGUGGUCAAGGAAAAGGAAAUGGUCUUACACAAUUGUGUGAUCCUCGAGGAGUCGUUGUCGAUGAAUUGGGCACUAUCUAUGUGGCUGAUCGAGAUGGAAAACAUGGUUGA